AUGGAGAAUAUGAAUAUUGAUGAAAUUUUAAAUAAAUUACCGUGUAAUGUUAGAGAAUCUGCCCGUAAAAUACUUGAACAAAAAAAAGAAGAAAAAUUAUUACGUGAUAAAGUUCAUAAACAUGUAUGCAAUCUUAUUGAACCUGUAAAUAUUAAUGAAAUUGAGAAAAUUUUAAAUGAAUUAGAUAAAACAACGUGGACAAAUAUUGUUGAGGAACGAGCUAUAUCUCUUCUUUGUGGACUUCCAACUUGUUCUAACUCUAUAGAUGAACCUAAAAAACAAAAAUAUAUAAUUGAUUUUGAAGAUAUGACAAUUCAUGAAAAUGAUUCAGAAAAAUUAAAAUUUUGUAGUAAAGAUUGUUGGAAGUCAUCUAAUUAUUUAAAGUCUCAAUUAUUUGAUCAACCAUUAUGGUUGAGAAGUACAAAAUUAGUAAAGAAAUUUAAUUUAUCGGGUCUGUCAAAACAAAAUCUUUAG
Messenger RNA from Strongyloides ratti, 474 nucleotides. Its product is annotated as Protein of unknown function DUF408 domain-containing protein. Gene Ontology annotation, molecular function: RNA polymerase II CTD heptapeptide repeat phosphatase activity; RNA polymerase core enzyme binding. Lineage: Eukaryota; Metazoa; Nematoda; Chromadorea; Rhabditida; Strongyloididae. The record is from RefSeq and is a predicted model, not a curated record. The transcript is spliced from 2 exons. Gene Ontology annotation, cellular component: cytoplasm; nucleus. The coding region runs from base 1 to 474 and encodes 157 amino acids.